Mesocricetus auratus (golden hamster) is the source of this 3343-nucleotide messenger RNA. It is a transcript of the gene Naa40, whose product is annotated as N-alpha-acetyltransferase 40, NatD catalytic subunit. Gene Ontology annotation, molecular function: histone H4 acetyltransferase activity; histone H2A acetyltransferase activity; protein N-terminal-serine acetyltransferase activity. The record is from RefSeq and is a predicted model, not a curated record. Bases 112 to 933 code for a protein of 273 amino acids. Lineage: Eukaryota; Metazoa; Chordata; Mammalia; Rodentia; Cricetidae. Gene Ontology annotation, cellular component: nucleus. The transcript has 8 exons.
CGCGCGCACGGCGACCGCUCCACCUGCGCGCCUUCGCGCUCACCGCCCACCCCUGUCCGGUUCUGCGCCGGCGCGGGGCCCGCUAGGACGCGCGAGGGAUUCGUGAAGCGCAUGCGCAUUGUGCGGCCCGCCGCUCCGCUGUCGCUCGGCCGCCGCCGUUGCCGCCUCCCUACCGGCAAGUGCGAGAAGGAGGAGCCGAGGGUCGCCGCCGCCGCAACCAUGGGGAGAAAGUCGAGCAAGGCCAAGGAGAAGAAGCAGAAGCGGCUGGAGGAGCGGGCGGCCAUGGAUGCUGUCUGUGCCAAAGUGGAUGCUGCCAACAGGCUUGGAGACCCCCUGGAAGCAUUCCCAGUCUUCAAGAAGUAUGACCGCAAUGGGUUGAAUGUCUCCAUUGAAUGUAAGCGGGUGUCUGGAUUGGAGCCAGCCACUGUGGAUUGGGCCUUUGACCUCACCAAAACCAAUAUGCAGACAAUGUAUGAGCAAAGUGAGUGGGGCUGGAAGGACCGAGAGAAGCGGGAGGAAAUGACUGAUGACCGAGCCUGGUACCUCAUUGCUUGGGAAAACAGUUCCAUCCCAGUUGCCUUUUCUCACUUCCGGUUUGAUGUGGAGUGCGGGGAUGAAGUCCUGUACUGCUACGAAGUGCAGUUGGAAAGCAAGGUGCGGCGGAAAGGCCUAGGGAAAUUCCUCAUUCAGAUCCUGCAGCUCAUGGCCAACAGCACACAGAUGAAGAAGGUGAUGCUAACUGUAUUUAAACACAAUCAUGGCGCCUAUCAGUUCUUCCGAGAGGCACUGCAGUUUGAAAUUGAUGACUCUUCUCCCAGCAUGUCUGGUUGCUGUGGGGAGGACUGCUCCUACGAAAUUCUGAGCCGGAGGACCAAGUUUGGGGACAGUCAGCAUUCCCACACAGGCGGGCACUGUGGUGGCUGUUGCCACUGAACUCCCAUGACCAUUUGCAAGUGAAGUCACUCUCCUUAGGCCUGUCCUCUUCCCUGGUCUUAAGCCACUUGCCAGGUACCCCAGAGCUGUGGGUGCCUUAGCCCUGUAUGAGCCAGGCAUACCCUGAGAGCACAGAACCCUGGGGAGCAGUGACCCCAGCUGCCUUUCCACCCCCUCCUAGAAAAGCAGAUUGCCUGGAGGGAACACAGGGGGAGAGCAGACUGUGAGAAGGAUGGCAGGUUAGCCACUGAGCCCAUCCUUGUGCAGUGGCUGCCUCCUCCUUGCUUAGCUCUUGGGUCCCUAAAAUGGAAGGUGGGUCCCUUGUCUGCAGGAGGGUUUCUGACAGGGCUCAUACCAUGCUCCAUAUGGACAAAUGGAAUGUUAAUACCCACCUUUGUGAAAAGACCUGGAGUCUGCUGGUCCCUAGAAAGGUUGGAUGCAGAUCUGGGUACACAACAACCCUUGGACAUUUUUACUCUGGGGACCAAGUGCUCUUCCAGAGACCAUGUAGCUCUUUGAUGCCAAGAUGCAGGGGUUUGUGCCGUGUUCUUAUAGAUCUACAGCGUGGAGUCUCGGGACCAGCCAACUUCAGGAGGGAGACUGUCUCCAUCACUCUCAGUGAGGCAGAGAAGACCGGAAGAGCUGUCAGUCUCUUAUGUGUUUGCUGUGGGGACACAGCAUCUCUGGGCAUUUGGAUCUUGCUGCAUUUCUUACGAUCUUGACUCAGCUUUUUUACUCAAGAAGGAAACCACAGUCCUGCCUGUUCUCACACCUCUGACUUCAGCCCAGAUACCUCUGUUCUUAGUCUCAAGGGGAAUAACAUCAGGGAGCCCCUCUUCUUUCCAGUUGAUACCAUUUCCUUCUACUCUUUUUUUUUUUUUUUUGAGACAGUGUUUCUCUGUAUUGUUUUUCCAGGCUGUCGGUCCAGCUCAGCCUCGAACUCACAGAGAUCCACCUGCCUCUGCCUCCUGAGUGCUGGGAUUAAAGGCGUGCGCCACCACCGCCCGGCUUAUUUCCUUCUACUCUUGGUGCUGAUAGCUCUCUGAAGGUAGGGCUACCCCCCACCCUCCCUGUCUGAGGAGCCCCAGCCAGCAGCAGGCCCCUUUGCCUGUUCUCCCCAGCCCCAUCCCUCACUGCCUCAGUGAGACGCUUGUGCCUCUCCUGCCCCACUGGGAUACAUCAGGAAUGCCUUUCAGUGGCUCACCGCUGCUCUUCUGUCCCUGGUAUCACCCUACACUGGCCGCCUUCUUCAAAGGAUGAAGAGAGUGCAGGCUUAGAACUUGAACUCAUCCUGACCUGGGCCAUGUUCUUCCAAGGAAGCAAAACCAAACCCUCACCCAGGAAAACACACUUGCCACUUGCUGUCCCUGAGCUCUGCUUUGGCAUGGCAAAGAGCUUGCCUUUGUGCGCUUGCUCUCUGAGACUUCUGACCUCAGUCUGCUCACUUCACCCCCUGCCUAACUCAGGCUGUCUUUCCUGGCAAGUUUCCCCGGAGCAGUCACCUCCCACUCAGAUCCUUGCUUGCAUGGUAGCGUGGACACAAGGGUCCUUUCUUGCCAUGAUCUGUUCUCUGUGGAGGACCCUGUGCUGUUCUUAGCCCUGUCAGCCUCACCUCAGAGGGGCCUUGCAGCUUUACACUGGAAUAGGUCUACCUUUGCCUGGCCUGCUAGCUUCGGGGGCCAUGCCUCUGGUGAGAGUUGAAGCUGCCCAGAGGGGAUUGGUAGGCUCCUUCCAAGAAUCAUGAAACAGAAAAUGCUUGGAAGAGUUACUCCCUGAUGUUUGUCUGUCUUAGAUCAUGAAUUUCUGAUACCUCCCACUUAGGGGGACCACAAGGAACCCCAAGUAUAACCCCAUGUGAGGUGAAUUGAGGGUCUUGUCUCCAGUCACUGGAUACCUGACACCAGGGCUCUCAUGGUGCUUAGUGCCUGCCCUGCUCACCCUCUGCAGGCCACAUCCCCAAGGGCCCUUCAGGAUCUCUCACUGGACCAUGGGGAUGGUGGCCAAGACCAGCAGAUCUGUGGGUGCUGAGCCCAACGGUUUAACAGGCAUACAUCAUCUUCCAUCCUCAUGAUUUUAAGAAGGUCUAGUCUCCUAUACCAGGCUCUUGUUUUUUUGUCCAGGAUGUGUUAAAAUGUUUUUAAAGAUUUUGUUGUUGUUUUAGUGAACUCAUCCCAUUUCAGGUUAUUUUUGUUGCUGUUAAAUGUGUAUGGUUCCUUUUAAAACUUUCAGGGUGGGGUUGCUUUUUGGUUUUUUGUUCAGUUUUUUUUUUUUAGAGGAAAGUUGGAAGAUAAAUUUAUAUAUAUAUUUUUUCCCAGCAACUUGUUAUCACUGGAAUCAAAGGGGGAAAGAAAGCAUCUCUCUUUGUGUCAGUUUUAUUUGUAUGUCAUUAAUAAAAGACUUUUUGUCCAGA